AUGAACCCUGCAGCGCAAGAGUUUAUCCCGCAAAAGAAGCGGUCCUUGGAUCCCGCUGUUGCCCCGGCAGAUAGUCGAGCAGGUCAACAACCACCACUCUUACAUCAUCAUCAUCACCACCAGUCGCCACCGCCACCGCCACCACCGCCUCAGCCGCAGCCAACGAAGUUGCGUGCGUCGGCGCCUGCGUUUGUGCCGAAGUCCUCCGCGAUGAUGGCGGGCCCGCUGCCGCUGGACGCCCCAACAACAACGACGACAACAACGAUGAUAUCAUCUUCGGCCUCUGCGGUCCUGCCGGCCCCGCAGCCGGUGGAGCCCGCCGCGGCCGUGCCGGGUAGUGACGGGCGGCCCUCGCCGGGGUCGAAGGCGCUUUCGCUCGACGCCCGGCCGUACACCCCGACGAACCCCAAAGUGGCCGCGAAGUUCCCGGCAACGCCGCAGGCACAGCAGAGUGUGGCCGCCGUAGACCCCGCAGAGGCCUCUCCCACGCCUUCGCCCACUGCCACUGCCGCACAGCAGCAGGAUCAACAACAACAGAAGGAGCAGGAGAAGCAAGCUGAAGAAAAGGAGCAAGGGGCAAAACAGGAACCCGCGCGGGAUCCGCCACUGCAGGCGGAAAAGCAAGAAGAACCACAGGAGCGAGGAGCCGAACCGGCGGGUGAGGAAUCUGUCGGCUCCACCUCCGCACUCGACGACAACAGCAACUGUGUACUACAACAGAUUGGCGCGUUGGGCAAUCCGGUGGCAACUGACUUUAGCGGCUCCGCACUACCAUCUCUUUUUAAUGUGUCGUGCGUAUCAUUGCCUCCACCUGAAUCACCUAUUCGCUUUAACACGGUGUGGGCCCUUCACGCAGAUGAUCAUCCAACUCCCUUCGGUGCCCCACUUGCAUAUGAUCCGGUACUCGUACAACUUGUUGGAGAUGUGGAGGCCUUUUGGCGUCUCUGGCGUUAUUUACCACCACCCUCCUCACUUGUUCCUACCUUUACGUAUCACUGGUUCAGGCGAGAUAUUAAGCCAAACUGGGAACACGCACGUAAUAAGAAUGGUGGAACCAUUACCAUUGUUAUCUUUGACAGGGAUAAGCCUGGACUGAACAGUAAGCAGAAUAUGGAUGAUGCAUUUAUGUUACUGCUGAUGGCAUGUUGUGGUGAGACCCUCGCGGAGAGCACGACAAACCUUAAUGGUGUUAUGCUUAAGGUAAGACAGAAUAAACCAACCACCGUACAAAUUUGGACCGCAACCUCUGAUCAGCGAAAACUGAAAGCACUUGCCAACAGCCUACGCAGUUUACUUGAGAAGGUUAUUGGUUCAAAACCCCUACAGAAGCUGGAGUACUUUUCACACCAGCAGAAACAGGUCGGGGGACCAGGUAGCUUGGCAGGAAGAAUGAAGGGGAAACCAACAAGAAUAACUCCAGACUUCACACUCUAA
Messenger RNA from Trypanosoma theileri, 1434 nucleotides. Its product is annotated as putative eukaryotic translation initiation factor. NCBI's taxonomy places the organism in Eukaryota, Euglenozoa, Kinetoplastea, Trypanosomatida, Trypanosomatidae. The transcript has a single exon. Gene Ontology annotation, cellular component: eukaryotic translation initiation factor 4F complex. The record is from RefSeq and is a predicted model, not a curated record. Gene Ontology annotation, biological process: translational initiation. Bases 1 to 1434 code for a protein of 477 amino acids. Gene Ontology annotation, molecular function: translation initiation factor activity; RNA 7-methylguanosine cap binding.